GUUAAGUGACGCAUUUCAAACGAAAUAGUCCAGAGGUGUAGUUUAGUGAGGACUGUUCAUAGAGAGAGACGUGAGACACAGUCACACGAUGCUCUCAUGUUACUGACACUGUAAAGGAUCAUCGCAGAAAAACACAUAAAGAAAGCCGCAAGCAGGGAGAACUUUUGGCGAAAAUGCCAAAAAAGAAAAGAAAUGGGGAGAAAGGUAGGGCACAGAAGAAAGGGAACAAAAAAAGAGAUGCUAGCACCUCUUCAGCCAAAGUGCAUUCACAGAACAAAAGACCCGAAGGCCAUGUUGAGCCAAGAACAGAGUCUGAGCCACAUACUCAAAAAAGCUCCAGUACGGUGGAAAAAUGGACUCAGACCAAACCUGUUAAACUGGCAACACAGCAGACACAAACAGAGUUAAAUGAAAACAAAGAGACCACAGAGUCAAUAGAACAGAGUCCAGAGGAGGAUAAGAUGGAUGUGGAGACUCAGAGGAAUCAAGGAAAUAAAUGCGAUGGAGAAGAUGAGGAUUGCAUAAAGAAUAAAAAAAGAAAAGUCAGUGAGUCAAUUGACGCAGAAGAAAAGAGGACCAAACCGUCAAAUGGUUGCAGAGAUAAGCAAGCUGGAGAUGAACAGAAAGACACAGAGACCAAGGAAAAACAUUCCAGUAAAGAUUCACAGAACGACACUGACCUCAAAUCAGGAACUGAAGGAGGAAAAUCAAAUUCAGAAGCUGCUGGAAACCAGACUAAAGGCUCUAAGGAGUUCAGUGACAACAACGAGUCCAAUGAGGCAAUAGUACAGAGUCCAGAGAAAGAUAAGAUGGAGGUGGAGGUGCAGACUCAGUUGCAGAGGAACCAAGGAAAUGAAAUUGAUAGGAGGGAUGAGAAUUGUGUAGAGAAGAAAGAAGGGAACGUCAGCGAGUCUGGUUGCAGAGAUAAGCAAGAUGGAGAUGAACAGAAAGACACAGAAAUCAAGGAAAAACUCCACAGAGAUGAUUCCCAGAAAGACACUGACCUCAGAUCAGGAACUGAAGGACAAAAAUCAUAUGCUGAAGCAGCAGCUGGAAACCAGACUAAAGGCUCAAAGGAGCAAAAGAACCAAACAGCAGCAAAUCAGCACCAGACAACGAACAGCGAAACUCAGCAUAGACAGCAAAGAAAACCUUCCCCAGUGAGAGCUCCAGAAAAGCCACCGAUGUUUACUUUCUACAUAUAUGCAGUUCUGGACAAAAGAUUCAGAUUUAAUGAGGAGAUUAACUUUCUAAAUCUCCUGUUUGAUAAUGAAAAGAUAUUACUACAAAUUACACAAUUCGUGGAUCUACAUCAAAAUGGCUGUUUGAUUGAAGCAAUAUUUUCGAUUGAGGAAAGCACACUGAUGAGGGGUAAUACAAUACAAUACAAGUAUGCAGUUCAGCAGAGGCACAAGCUGAUUCAGGAAAUAGCUCUGAGAUAUGUUUGUAUACCUACCGAUACUACAAUAAAAGAGCUGCACCUUUAUGAAGGCUACGUAAGUUAUUCAAGCUCAGGAUCUUUUCCGGAUCGGUUGAAAGGUUUUGGAGAAAGUCUUUUUGGGUCUGCAGACAAAAACAUUUUUGAAGGCUGGAAGACUUCUGCUCGUGUACUGUUGGACCAAGUGUUCCACAAAUGGGAGCCAUCUAACCAUGAGACCAUCAAGACAUUUAUACAACACCUAAACCAUUACAAAAAAGCUUUCCAAUUUAACCAUGAACGAAGGUUGGAAUUCCCAGGGAAUCUCACUCCAUCUCGUAUAAAUGUCUCAGAGCUGAUUUCUGCAAGACUGGUUGAGAUUUUGAAUGCAGAAAAGAAAACUUCACAGAGCUCAGCUGGAAUUAAGUCUUUGGAAGUUGCAUUCUCAGUGUUUAAGGUGUGCCGUGGCUGUGGAGUGGAUCUCGGCAUAAAAGAUUGGGCCCAGCUUUGCCAAAUUGUCUUUAAAAACGCUGCUUCUCUUGGAGACUUGCAAACACAAUUACCUGUCAUUGACCACUCUGUGAUAGGACUUAUAAACCAAUGUGGACAGAAGUUGAUCUCAGAACUGGUGCUGCUUGUUCCUGCUCUUCAUUCACUAAGAAAGCCAGAGGCAAAGUCAGAUCCAGGCUCGGCUGUGAAUGAGGAGAGAUGGGCACAUCUUGAAAGCAUCAAGUUCACAACAUUUAGAGAAAGAAUAAGAGGAUUGUCUGAUAAAAGAAGGAUGAUUCUUCAGAUGAUAAAGGAUCACUUGCCAUUGAGCAAAGAUAAGCCUUACUUAUUGACCAGCUGGCUAUCCCUGGUAGCCUUUGAGGACAUCCCUGAGUUUGCAGAGUCGACAGGAACUGGUCCUGAAUACCUGAUCCAGAGCUUGAUGUACAGGAUGGAGGAAUUUGAGAAAUCUGUGCAAAACACUGAAUACGACCGCACAAAAUAUAACAUUGAGGCGAUUGAAAAUGUCCUGUGCUACUUUUUGAAGAUGGUUGAGGAGGAAAAAGAAAGAAUUAUGGAGUCAUUAGACUCAAUCCUUGAGUGUUGCAAAAAUGUUCACAAAAGCGCUUGCAAGAUUGCUCAGCGUGUCCACUUCUACAGUCUCCCAUUGCUCACCUUCCAACUUCUGCUUAAAGUGGUUGAAAAUAAACAUGCUGUGCUUUCUAAGGGUGGAGAGGAAAUGGACCAACAGAAAAAUCUGCUUUUGUCACAGCUCAAUGACAUGCAGAAUGAUUUCAGUAAAUGGAGAGAUGGUCUGUUCCAACAGCCUGUGAUGAAAGACUCCAAGCUGUGUUACCACAAAGAAAUACAGCUUUGGAAUGGUUUGUAUGGGAUUGAAAGUGCAAUACCUGACUUCUCUCAAAAAUGGAAAUGUUUAUUAGAUGGAGACUUGAAACGGAGAGUGUCACAGAUGCCUGACUUUGACAAGAUUCUGAUUUGCUGUUUGGAGAUGUCAUCCAAGGAGAUCGAGAACAGUCAUGCCAACAUUCAGUCUUGUUUUCAAGAGCAUUGUCAGUUAGCUGUUAAAAACAAAUGUCAGCAGGCAAAGAAGGAAGGAGAACUUUUAGGCUAUCUCUAUAAUAAACACAUGAAAUGGUCCGUCUUGUCCUACAUUGUUAUUGAGUCGGCUGCUCGCUUUAAAGAGGAUCGAGAAGGAAGGCUGCUGGAUCCCCAAUCAGCCAUCAGCUUUUUUUUGACCCAAGACAACUGGAAUCGAUGGAAGUUGAAUGAAGAGGCAAGUAGGUUAAUAAGAGAUAGUCAGUCAGACUUGGAUUCUCUAAUUCAGAGCCUUUGCCGAGGAGAUGUAACCCUGGGCCACUUUAAGACCAUCCAAAAGUACAAGAGUCGAUUUGAGAAGCUUUACAAUCAAUAUAUGAAGAACAACAAAGAAAAGAAUAUCUCGAUCGAUGUGACAGAGCUACUCAGUCAAAGAGAAAGUGACAUGAAAGCCUUUGAAGAACAAAGGGGGCACAUGACCGUCCUUGUUAAUAUGCUAGGGAAGAUUUUGGAUACUGUACAUGUACCCGAGCUUUCUUCCCUCGAAAAGGAGGUCAAAAAUGACCAGCAGGCAGUAUCCCUGAAUGAACUGGUUGAGGUGCAGCCUUAUUUCUCCAAAGAGGAUCUAAACAAAAAGAGCAAAAGAAACGUGCUGUGCUACAUAGAUAACUUUGAAGUGCAAGACAUGGCAAGGGAGAUGCAUGAAGUGGGGACAAGCAGCCUUCUUCUACAUCUAUGGCAAGAAAAGGCAACAGAAUAUGUAAUGCUGGUUUCUCAGCUGUUAAUACUGAACCUUACAGAUGUCCGUAAUGAAAUCUGGAUGCCUUGUCACAGUGAAUUCUUCAACCUGGGUGUACAAAUUGCAAAUGGAACAGUUUGUUUUAAAAAGGUGGACCAGGCUUUAGAUUGGUGCGAGGAUGGGGGUGAAGGAGACCGGCUAAAGAAAGAACUUGCUUUAUUGGCCUCUAUGCUAGAUAAUGAGAUCCCGGAUAAAAACUGGAAGGAACUUCGGUUCAAACAGAUCCAGGAAUAUAGAAGCCUUCACCAUGCUGCUGAAUCUGCUGAAGUCAUAAUGGAAAUAAAAGAUAAAUUGGAAUUACAAGGAGACUUUAGUGCAAUAGAUGUCCUGACUCAAGUGAGAGAUGACUCAUUCAAACGAAACACUCUGGGUUCGUUGAGCGAUAAUCUUGUCAAAGCCAAGCAGAAGUUGGAAAAUGUCAAACCACAGCACAUAGCCUGUCUAAAGGCAUUCUUGCACAGUGAACCUCUGAACAAAUGGGUCAAAACCCAAAUUGAAAGUCUGAAGGACCUAAAAACCUUUAUGGAUCUGGCCACAAUUCCUGCUGGAGAGAAUGAUGUAGACACUGAUCGAAUAGCUAAUUUUGAGAGCGCUGUAAUGGGCUACAGUCCUUUGCUUUACUCACUUCAGAAUCAUGCAGGAUUUGAAGAUUUCAUCAAACAUGCACAGCAAGUGUGGGACGCCCUUGACAAAGAUGAGAAACUUGUGGAUAAACUGACGGACUCUUGUCGAUGGCUGGAUUGGCUUAAAGGUUUGAGAGAGACUUUUGGGUCUGUUGAGCAAUCAUCACUUUCUCAGGCCUCAGCUAUCAAUACUGAUGGCGUGUAUCAUGUGGGAUGGCCAGUGGAUUUCAGUGGAAAAACGUGUUUGGACAAUGUCUUUAAUGUGAAGGUGACGAAGAAUAGACAAACAAGGACAUACAGUCUUGAUGAUCUCCUCGAGCUUCAGAAUAAACUCAUGCUAAUGUCCUCUAAGGGGGAGCAUGGGAAAGAGCAAGUCAACAAGUUUACUCAAGUUUUUGAAGGAGUCCAAAGGAUGGGUCGCAUCCUCCUGCAGUUGCGUACCUCAGGCAAUGUGCUUCUCCGAGACUUGGAAGCUCAGAUAACAUGCAACGGCACAAUAGAACACUGCAUUAACAUCAGGUUUUCCCAGUUAAAGAAGUGUGUUGAAUAUAAGGGUGAUGUGCUAGAGGAGCUUCAGAAGCUGUGUCGCUUUCUGGAAGACGUCCAUAAUGACUGGUGUACUCACUUAUCUAAGAUGCGCUCUCAGUACUAUGCUCUGAAUUAUUACACAUCAGAGCAAAUGGCCUAUCUUUGCAAAUGGGUCAACAAUGUUAGCAACAAAAGGAAACCUGUGCCACAGCAAAUGUGGAAUUUUUUGAGCCAUGUAAAACCAGACUGUAGCAUAAAUGACAUCAGGGAAGCCUUUGAAACGGCAGCUGACCCAACUGAACCUAUGGAUCAAGGAGAUGUUGCAGAGGAGCCAGAACAAGACAGUGAUAUUACCAUGGACAGUUUGGACAACCUGUGGAAACAAUUUAAAGAGAACAUGUCCAGAUUCCUCAAUGACCAUGUGGAUGUUGAAACACUUGGGAAGAUUCUCUCUGUUCUGUCUUCCAUGAAUCAAAUGCACAUCAUACGUAACAUUCCUCAGAUUCUAUGUGACGGAAGGCCAAACCUUAUACAGUGCCCAAUUAAGGAUGUGAUUAGUACUACGUUGUCCUUUUACAUAGAGUGCCCAGAACAACCUCUUCCCACAACUGAUGAAAUAUUAAUGUGCCAAGAGGAAACAACCACAGAGGAAGUGGAGAUCUUCCUUCGCCGAUGUUUAGGAUUUCAGGGCACUGCAUACAAACAUAAUAAGAUUUACACUUUGGUUAAUCCAGGAUCUCUGACCUAUGAUGUAGGUGUGGCCCUGGUGGAAUGCUUUGAGAGACUAGAAAAAAGUGCAGAGCCUCAUUAUCGUCUAGUGAUGGUCUGCCCCGUAAACCAGGAUAGAUAUGUUCCUUCCUUCUUUAGCAACUAUAAAGUGCAAACAGGUCUGUGUGUGUCCAAAGAAAAAAGCGAAGAGUACCUCAAAAAUCACUUCCGUAUUCCAGCCAAGCUUUACAAUCACUCACGCGUCUACCCAGGAAAUCUCUCCGUUUGGAUGAUUGCAUCAAGACGUCCAUCUGUUGGAAAGUCACUGUAUGUCAAGCGUCUAUUUGAGCAGUUCCAAACAGAGUUUCCAGAAGCAACCUGUAUACAAAUGAGACUCAUUGAACCCUGCGUAAACAUCGAUGGAUUUGUACAAACUCUGUCCCAGCGGUUGGCUCCACUGAAAGAACAAGACCCUGUACUAUUGCACAUUGAUACGGCAGCAGUACGCUGUGGUUUGGAGGAGUUCCUGUUCAAAUUACUUGUUCUUGGAUGCCUCAGUGACAGCAAAGGAAAUAUAUGGAAGAGAAACACAGCUCAUUUUGUGGCAAUUGAAGCACUUCAAAGAGGUCUUGGGCCUAACAGUCAAACCCAAAAGACAAACCAUGGGUUUUUGCAUAUACUACCUACUAUUUUCUGCAGACCUCCUAAAGAAGUCAAAGAUUUGGAGAUCAAGAGAAAAAAAGAGAGACAAGCAUAUUUAGAUCCCCUGAUGGACAAAGGAGAAUUUAGGAGUGAAGACAUUCAAAGACCUUACCAAUACUUACGGAGGUUUAACAGGAAUGAGAACUUGGAUCGUUUCACAUAUCAAAUUAAUUCCGUAGAAGGAGAUCAUGUGAACUGUCUCCAUCAUCUUUUGUCAAACUGUGGCUUAAAGGACCCAUCAUGGGCAGAAUUAAAGCACUUCACUUGGUUUCUUAACCUUCAGCUCAAAGACUGUGAGAAUUCCCUGUUCUGUGAUCCAGACUUCCUUGCUGACAAUUUAAGCGGAUUUAAGGACUUCAUAGUAAAAUUCAUGAUUCACAUGGCUCGAGAUUUUGCCUCUCCUUCCAUCGACAUCUCCGACCAAAGCCCUUCCUUUUUGUCUCAGAACGAAGAUGAGGAGGAUAUCUUGUCUAAACUGACUAUUCGGAAGAGAUGGGAAAAUGAAUCUCACCCCUACAUCUUUUUCAAUGCAGAUCAUCUCAGCAUGUCUUUCUUGGGAUUUCAUGUAAAGACAAAUGGAAGGAUUCUCAAUGCAGUCGAUCCACAAAGUGGCAAAGUGUUAAUGGGAAAUGUAAUGUCGCAGGAGCUUUUUUCAGGCCUUGAACGACAAAGAAUUAACCUCUGUGAAGACUUUGACAACCUCUCCAGAGAAGACAAAAUACAAAGAAUUUCCUUUGUGGUUGGUGCCAAAAAAGGUUGGGAAAAGGGCAAGUUUGAUCCAGACCCGACGUAUGAGCUUACUGCUGACAAUGUCAUGAAGAUGUUGGCUAUUCAUAUGAGAUUCAGAUGUGACAUUCCAGUAAUCAUCAUGGGAGAAACUGGCUGUGGCAAGACACGGCUUGUGCGCUUUCUCUGUGAUCUGCAAAAGGAAGGCAGAGAUGUUGAAAACAUGAAACUUGUCAAAGUCCAUGGAGGUACUAAUUCUGAGACUAUCUAUAAGAAGGUGAGAGAGGCAGAAGAAAUGGCUCAGAACAAUCGGCAAAAAUUUGAAGUUGAUACAGUCUUGUUUUUUGAUGAAGCCAACACAACCGACGCAAUAUUUGCCAUCAAGGAAGUGUUAUGCGAUAAAACUGCACAAGGAUACCCUUUGAAGAAAAAUUCAGGUCUGAAAAUUAUUGCUGCAUGUAAUCCCUACAGAAGACACACCACGAAAAUGAUUGAACGCUUGGAACGAGCAGGGCUGGGAUACAGAGUGAAAGCUGAGGAAACAGAGGAUCGCCUUGGUAAAGUUCCCAUGAGACAGCUUGUGUACCGAGUGCAUCCUUUACCCUCAAGUAUGGUGCCUCUGGUAUGGGAUUUUGGACAGUUAAGUGAUUCAUCUGAGCACUCUUAUAUUCGUCAGAUCGUUCAAAAACAAAUAAGGGUUCAUGGUUUGCCCCUUCCCUACCACAAAGUGAUCACAGAAGUUCUGGCUGCUUCUCAAAGACACAUGCGAAGCCAAGCGGAUGAAUGCAGCUUUGUAAGUCUUAGGGAUGUCGAGAGAUCAAUGUGUGUCCUGGUUUGGUUUUUCAACCACAGGGAUUAUCUUUUUCCAGAUGACCAACAGUUUGAAAAAGAACAUAUGAUAUUGAAAUGCUUGGUGGUUGCCGUGGGUGUUUGCUAUUACCCAUCACUUGAAGGUAAAGAACUGUACCUGGCAGCUGUCAGCGAAUACUUUCCUCAUCCGUUCAACUCUACAAAGACACUGGAGCAGGAGAUAUCAUCAUGCCAAGACUUUUUUCUUAGUAACAUUGAAACAAGAAACACAAUUGCCAAAAAUCUGGCUUUGAAAGAGAAUGUUUUCCUCAUGGUGGUCUGCAUUGAGUUGAGAAUUCCACUUUUUCUUGUUGGCAAGCCCGGGAGUUCAAAAUCCCUUGCUAAGACUGUUGUAGCAGAUGCCAUGCAGCGUCAGGCCUCUCACUGUGAAUUUUUUAAGAAACUCAAGGAAGUUCACAUGGUGUCUUUUCAAUGCAGCCCCCACUCAAGCCCUGAAGGAAUCAUUGGAACCUUUUGGAACUGUGCACGUUUCCAAAAGGAUAAGAAAUUAGAUGAGUAUGUUUCAGUAGUUGUACUGGAUGAAAUAGGUCUUGCAGAGGACUCUCCUCGGAUGCCACUGAAAACAUUGCAUCCACUUCUAGAGGAUGGAUGCAUAGACAGUGAAAGAUCUCUCCCACACAUGAAGGUUGGAUUUGUUGGAAUCUCAAACUGGGCUCUUGACCCAGCAAAAAUGAAUAGAGGGAUAUUUGUGUCCCGUUGGGAUCCAAGUGAGAAAGACUUAAUAGACACAGCCAAAGGCAUCUGCUCAUCAUCCGAAACUGUUUUUCUCAAAAUCAAGCACCUCCUGCCAAAGUUGGCAAAGGGAUUUCUUAACAUCUGUAAAGAUGACAGCGAACAGUUCUUUGGUCUCAGAGAUUAUUACAGUUUGGUAAAAAUGAUUUUUGCAACAGUCAAAAAGACAGACAAAGAUCCAUCUGACAUUGAGUUGGCAGACGCUGUAUUGAGAAAUUUCAGUGGACAAAGAGAUGGUUUUGACCCACUUCAUUCCUUCCAGGACCUCUUCCUGAAUAUUUCAGGAGUCCAAAGCCCAAGUACACUAAAAAUGAUUGAACAAAAUCUGGACCAUCAUGUAGAUGAAGAGUGUCGCUACCUUCUUUUGCUCACAACUAACAGUGCUGCUUUGUACAUAGUCCAACACCAUAUUUUCUCAAAGGGGAACAACACACCUCCUGAAAUUGUAUUUGGUUCAGGAUUUCCAAAAGACCAGGAAUAUGCCCAGAUAUGUCGUAAUGUGAGUCGAAUAAAGGCAUGCAUGGAGACAGGCCGAACCGUCAUUUUAUUGAAUCUCCUCAAUCUUUAUGAGAGCCUGUAUGAUGCCUUGAAUCAAUACUAUAUCUACCUCGGUAAACAGCAGUAUGUUGACCUGGGACUCGGUUCACACAGAGUAAAGUGUAGAGUUCACAAAAACUUCAGGCUGAUUGUGGUGGAGGACCAGGAAAAGGUCUACAAAAGGUUUCCUGUUCCCCUAAAAAACAGACUUGAAAAGCACAAAGUUGAUAGGAGUACAGAUAUGAUGCCUUGGCAGCACAGAGUUUUGGAUAAACUCAGAAAAUGGGCUGAAGACUUUCCAAGGGAUCAGACAUCUACUGAAGUAAACUUCAGCUCGUCAGAUGUUUUUGUUGGUUUCCAUGGCGAUGCUUGUGCCAGUGCACUACUCCAGGCUUUAGAUAAAAUCCAAAAGCAGGCUAAUGAUAAAGAAGAUACAAAGAAGGCCAAGGACAUGCAAUUGAAGAGUGAGGACAAUGAGACACAUCAACCAAUCAAUGAAGAAAUUUUGAUGAUUGAAACAGAUUUACGUGAGGAAAUAAAUGAAAUCCCUGAUGAGGAACAAGACGGCGCCUCUUUGGAAGUUGACAGCAAGGUAGAGGAUGCGGAAAACAUUGAGACUCUUGGAGAGGCUCUUCAUCUUGUGAAAAUGGAUGAGGAUUCUAAGGACCCUGAGGCAACAGAGAGUAUGGAGUCAAAUGAAAUCAUGGAUGAGGAAGAGGAAGCAUUUGAAACUGCAAAAAGUUUUCUCUUAAACUGUGCAACACCUGACGCAGUCCUCAGACUGAAAUAUUCAGAAGAGUUCGGAAAUCAGGAGAAAGACAAACUUCAGAAGAUUUAUUUCCAUCAGCAAAGCCACAAAUCACUCAGGGACCUCAUAGAAAGCCAUUUAAAAAAGCCUGAUCAAGACAAAACCCGAUUCUUAGAGGUAACCACAUUCUCUAGUCUUCUCACUGGAGCUGAUUUGAGAAAUCUUGCACCAGCCUUGGGUUUAUCUGCUGAGCAGGUUCAUCUGCUCUUCUUACACCAGUUUGACACAGAAGCCUCAUUUUCCAGUAAAAUACGGUCUUAUCUGAGGGAUUCUGUGCUUUCACUACGCAUUCUUCUGGUUCAGAUUGAUAUGGAAGAGUCAUUGUGCAAAAAUGCACUUAUUGCUUCAGCAAAAUACUGUACCAUGAAUGAAAUCUUAUCCUUCAAAUCAGAUGCAAGCAACUUUUAUACUGUGUUCAUAACAAAGCUCUCCAGAAUUGGGGAGCAAUGUAAAACAAGUGGCGACAAAUACAUUGGCUUUCAAGGAGGUGUUUGGUUAUCUGCGCAUAUCGAUGAUCUUAGAGAUUCUGAAGACAUGAGCUUAGAUCUUAAAGCUUUUUGUGGAAUUUCUAUGAGUGAACUCAUCUCCAGCACAAUGAAGUCAGAUGUCAACGAUUUAGAAGAAAUGGAUACAAAUGAACCUGAAAGUCAAAAGGAAAGUUCAGUGCAUCUAAACAGUUUGUCCCUAAUAAGAUCCUGCACCCAGAAAGCUGUUUCAUUGCUAAGAGAUACAGGCAAAAAAACCUCCAGGAGCAUAGAGCGCAUGAACAUAUUGCUUGUCCUUUUGGAUGAUGACCCUGCGCCAACAGGAGAACGGUUCCAGAAAGUGUUGUUAGGAAGGCUGAUGACUGCCCUAAAGCAGAAGGAAGUGCUGAUUCUAAAUCCAACAGAUUGGGUUUAUAGAGCAGCAAAGAACCGUGAAGCUCUACAAGAAGGUGGAACACUCCGGCACACUUUGUGGCGUCACCUGCAGGGAAUUUUAAGCCCAUUACUUGCCAGAGUUUUAGAAGUGUUGGACCGAGACUGUAACUUGGGUCUACUGUAUGGGCUCAGUGAUGGUCUGGUGCAGUUCUGGUUAGACAUCUUUCAAGAUCAACAGCUCCUAGACCUACUCUUCACACAGACUGCAAGUGUUCCAGAGCAGGAGAUUAAUGUUCAGUGUCACCUGUUUGUUGGAGAAGUGGAACGGCCCUGCGCUGCUCCUUUUAGCUGGCUGAUAAAAACAUACUGCCAGAGUUUAUGGGAGGAAUCAGAGUUUGUGAGAGGCACUGAUCAAGGCAACAAAGCAAGAAUUCAACAGUUUGUCAGUGCUGUUUCAGGCAGUAGACUGGGGAGCUAUAUCGAAAAACUUUCAGAGAGAGAAAAAGUAGAAAUGGGUCACCGUUACCUGACUGACUAUGUACUUCUGGCCUUUAAAGUCCAUUCUGUAGAAGAGCUGGAGAUCUUCACUGCGGCAUUGCUGGGCUGUGUGUCUUCGCUGCAGAUGGAGAUGUCAGUAGCCACUGAUCUCUCGCCGACGUGGAUCCUAGCAGCCGCAGAAAUAUAUGCACCACGCCUGGACACAUUGUCACAUGCCCUUCAGCUCAACCCUCAAGUUGUGGGGAUCAUUAAGGACAGGAUACCACAAAAAACAAGCCCUGACAUGUGUGAGGAUAUUCUUGCUGUUGGUAUCUGCGUUGAGGAAACAAAGCUUUUGCCUCUAUCAUCAUUUUGUGAAUGCCAGACCUUUUUGCAAGGAGUUGAGCAGCUUCAGCCCUGUUUAGAGCAAGCGCUCAGUCCAAGAUUCAGAGCCCUCUGCAGCCCAUGUUGUCUCAAACAGCUGGACUCUAUAAAGUCAGUGUGGCAGGGGAUGCUGUUGGUCUGCGCUUUUAUCGGACAGGUUGUUGUCAAGAUGAAAAUGAUAGAUGAAAGGAUAGAGGCAGUGACUCUGAAACACUGCGCUCAGUUACAUGGGCUGAUGGAAGGAUCUCCCAAUUUAAGGGGCAAAGACAAUCUUCAGCAAAUCAUCCGCAUACUCAAUGAUUACCAAAACGAGUCCAUCAGUAGAGAGCUGCGGUUCGGUGUAAAAUGUUCAGUAUGUUUGGAAGAUCUAUCAAACCCCACUGCUCUUCCCUGUGACCAUGUCUUCUGUUUGGCCUGCGUGGAAAAAGCCAUAGCUGGAGGAGCGCAAAAAUGUCCCGUGUGCAGGAGACCUUUGCCAGACAACUACCGGCCCACUGUCUCUAGAAACAUAGACUCAGCCUUGAUUCAGCAUAAUGAGACAAGGAAAUGUUGUAACGGCUUUUUCCUGGAGGUGGUCUCACGCUUCUGUCUGACCGAUGAAGAAGACCCCUCAGAUGACCUGGUGGAACUGCUUUUCUCCCUCCUCAUCUCAGCACAAGGAGACGUCUAUAAGACAAGAGAGCUCACCCCAUUCCUGGAAUGUGUCGACCAGAGCCCUGUUGUGCGCUCUGUGCUGCUCAAACUACUUCUGCAAUACAGUUUUAAACAGGUGAAGAAGCACAUUCAAAGCUACUUGGAAGACCUGGAAAACAAGCUUCUGGAUAAAGAGGACAGAACUGAACUCUAUCUACUAUUUGUGAAAUGCUUCCAAGAUUCCCUUCUCUCUUCUGGAUUGAAUGGAGCUGUUGAGGUCAAAGAGAAGAAAAGUUGUCUACAGGAGAGCGUGAGCUUUCUAAGCCGAAUCGCUCGUAAACAGACGCCUUCUAGACAGGAUGACCCAGCUGAGUUUCUGCUGUCUAUGGCUCGCCUCAGAAUGUGUCUGGAGUCUGCUGCCCGUAUCCUGCCCAAAACUGUCGGCCAAAGAGAAGGAAAUUGUGAGGAUGUGGAACUGAAGCUGUUGGAGCAGGUAAAGGCUGUGUGUGGGUAUUGUGACAAUGACUGGUACAGAAUUUAUCUGCUCCGAGCACUUGAUAGACUGGCCGGCAUGGAUUGUCUACAAAUGCUGAUCAACAGCACAGAUUACGCAUGGAUCUUCCCUGCAGAGAUUCUACGCCUUCACAGGUUGACUCCUGCUGAAGUGGAUCGGUUUUUGUGUUGUGGUCAUUCAUAUCGGACCAUCAGAGAUGGGGUGGGACAAGUGAUGCAUGAUGGCAAAACAAAUAGCCUCAGAGAAGCCUUACAGGCAAAGAAUUGUUCAGGUCCUUUGAAGAACGUCAUGCUGACUCUUGCUAUGUUCAGGCAGGUUACCUGUCAUCUCGUGUCACCUGAAAGAGCAAUAGAUCCUCAAGGACAGGAUCUAAAUGUUUUGAAGGAUAUUAUAAGAGAGAAUGCCUCAGGACAUAUGGGCGAGCUCUGUACCGCUCUGUUAUCCAAUCAGAUUGGAGGGCCAGGAUCUCCAUUGAGUCUCAAUGCAGGUGUACCGGCUCAACGUCGCCUUCUACUGGAGCUCCUGGUGCACGCCAGUGCUGUGUUUUACAGUGGGAACAGAAUGCUCAGGCCACUUCACAGCAUUUCCUCUCAGCCUCAGAAUGUGACAGGAGUGUUUCUGCCCACUAUGCCAGAUGACCACACAAGUGAUGUCCUACAGUCGCUCAAUGAGAAAGUUACGCCAUACUAUUGUGUUAACGGCCACCUAUGCGUUGUGGGAAAGUGUGGUAAACCAAUGGAAUCUUCAAAGUGUGACACAUGUGGUGUGCCUAUUGGAGGCCAUAGACAUACUGCAGUGGCAGGUUUUCAUCGAGUCUAUGGAAUUAAAGAUACCACACAACCAGGUCAUAUAUUGGGAAAUGCGAAAAAACGGUCUGAAGCCCCAAACAGGAAUAUGUCUCUAGCACAGUCCUGUGUUCUUCGUCUGUUUCUUCAUUUGGCCAUGUUGCAAGGGGCCAUUCACCACCAGCAGGGCAUUAAAAAUAGGAUCCAGCCAGCUGUUCAUAAUGUCUUUGAGUUCCUGUGGCAGCAUCUUGAGAAGGACAUGACGGUUCUUGGGAAGACUUUAAAUCUCAACAUGGAUGACACUGCCAUUGUAGUUCAUCUAAUCCUCAACAGGUUUCUAGAAACCAACACAGUUGGUCACCAGGAUUUAUCAACACGCAGGUCCAGGGAAGAGUGGGAGGUCACAGUCUGUAAUUCCAUCAUUACUCCUGUUUUACAGGAUUUGAACAGGAUGUUGAACAGCGCACAGGAUGUGAUUGCAUCUGAUAACAGACUCUCUAACAGUCCCCUUAUGAAGGUUCUGAAGAGAGACCCUAAAGACAUCCUUCAGCUCCCCUCUAACUGCCCCACCCACCAGUCGGCCUUCUGGAGUCUUUCACCUCUCCUAACAGUGGAGAGCUUCGCCCAGCAAAUACACCAAAGUCAAGCACCUCUGCUCACCCUAUUUUUCAAUAAGGUGCAUUGUAUAAGACAGCUGAUUCAUCUGCCCACUCUUGCUGCCCUGAUGUCUGAUCUAAUGAAACUGCUUCCUCCAGGCUCUGAGACCCACACUUACACCAUCGCCUCACUUUUGCACAGCAUUUCUGCAGGUUAUCAAAAGAAAUUAUUGUCAGAAAGAGUCGACGUCUUUAUGAAGGUGUGGAACCAUCUCCGAACGGAAAUAGCCAAUGAUGCUUCAGUGGGUUUGGAUCCUAAACUGUGUGAAACAGACAUGACUAAAGAUAGUUCUGGACAGUUUCUCUCCAUAAGUCGGCAGGGUCCAGGGACAUGUCUCCGUGCGAUCAUAGAUCUCCUGUCUAAAACGCACAACAGUCUUGUGGCAGAAGCCAGGAAACUCUGUCAAAGAGAAGACAGUGAUUAUAAAGUGUCUUUAGUGUCGCUGUGCGAGAGUCAGCUUGCCCUUUGUCACCCGGAGAGGCAGUUUCUACCCCUAGUGUUGGCAAACUGCCAUUACACAUUAGAGAAGGGCCAGCAGACAGUGAGUUCCUAUGAUUAUCAGGCUAUUGAGAGAGAACUCGGCAGACGAUUUUUCGCAGGCAAACCACGCAUUCAGUCUGACACUGAGAAGUAUCUGAGAAGACAACUCCAGGAUUUUUCAGAGGUCCUUACUGAAGUUAGAGCCAAAAUACCUCAGGAACCACUGAGGAGUUCUGUGCUCAGCUCCAUGAGAUCAAUGCUGCGCUCAUUCACAGACGUUUGCGAUGCAGUUUUUGCUGUUGAGAUCGGGCUUCGCUUCCUCGGCAAAACCGGAGGAGAUGCACAGGCUCUGCUGUUGAGCUAUCUAACAGACUCAUUGAAAAUGAAUCGACAAAUUUCCAGCAGCGUAGCUGAGGCUUUAAAGGACAACCGGCUGAGUCAGUGUACGGCCACCUGGCAGCUUCUUACCUGCUGGAGGAGUGAACAGAUCAUGAGAAGAGGACAGGAUCCGUUUCAGCGACUGCCCGAACAGUUCAGAGAUAAGCUGACUUCAGAGGAGAGAAACCAGGUGAAGGUUUUCCUCGGCGUCACAGACAUCGAUAUUUUCUUACUGGAACUACAUGAGAUCCUUCAACUGAAGGCCAAUAACACAGGGGAGGAGAGCUUUUCACCACACUGGGACAUCAGUUCCACUAUGGAAUCCCGUUUGGAGGAGAAGAACAUCAACUCUUUACCUGGUCUAGAAAGUCUUUCAGAGGAAAUCACUCUAGCCAAAGCGGCAGAAGUCUGGAAACUCGCAGUGGAGUUCAAACACUGAAACUUCUGAAUGAGCCAAAUCUAAAUGAUGAAAAAACAUUCCCUUGUAACCGCAAGUUUCAUGGGUUCAAUUCCCAGAGAACACACACAUACUGAUACAAAUGUAACUUGAACGCAUUGUAAGACUCUAUGAAUAAAAGCAUCUGUCAUAUCCGUAAAUGUAAAUCUAUGCGAACAAGUGAUUUAUCAAUGUGAGCUGAUCUGGUAUCCGUUAAUAUUAUUGUUAAACAUUGUCGUUCUUUAUUUCCGUAGUGAACUAUAAGAUUAUGAAUUAUUCCAAUACUAUUAAUUCUUUGGUUUAGCUUUAUUAUUAAUACAACUAAUCUGUUUACUCUGUGGUCUUUUUAAUAUGUCCUACUGUACCUUUAUAGUUUAGCGCUUUAAUGUUUGUGGACCUGUAGCCUUAGUAUAAACCUCAGGGAACGAUUAUAAAGUUUCGUUAUAGCAUUUGUCAUCUGUAUACUGUUUUUUAAUGUUUGUUUUUUGAUAAAUGAAUAAACAUAGAUCUACAGCA
Molecule: messenger RNA, 16115 nt
Organism: Triplophysa dalaica
Lineage: Eukaryota; Metazoa; Chordata; Actinopteri; Cypriniformes; Nemacheilidae
Product: E3 ubiquitin-protein ligase rnf213-beta-like
Exons: 63
Coding region: 174-15602 (5142 amino acids)
Biological process (GO): sprouting angiogenesis; negative regulation of non-canonical Wnt signaling pathway; ubiquitin-dependent protein catabolic process
Cellular component (GO): membrane; nucleolus; cytosol
Molecular function (GO): ATP hydrolysis activity; metal ion binding; ubiquitin-protein transferase activity
Source: RefSeq, a predicted model, not a curated record